AUGCAAAAGAACAAAAAAAUAAUAAUCACUAGUGAAAUCAAUGUAAUAAUUGUAUUUCUUUUACAGUUUAUAUCAGAUGUUUCUGCUAUCAAAUGUCGUGUUUGUUUACCAUGUGAAGACAAAUACAAAAAAUUAUUCCAAAUUACAAAAGACGAAAUUUUAGAUAACUGUGGAGUUUGUAUUACAGCCUACUCAACUUUCCAAGGUUAUCAAAUGGAAGGUCGGGGUUGUUUACUUAAAUGUCCACCUAAAGAUGCUAUCAAUGAGCUUAAUCCAGGACUUGUUAACAAGUAUAACUGUUGUUAUUAUGAUUUAUGCAAUAGAACAAACAAACUAUUUGUACAGUACAAAUUAAUUAUUCUGAUUUCAUGUUUACUCAAUUCAUUAUUUAUUGUUGUGAAUAAAUUUAGUGUUUUUUAAAUGUAAAUACAUGUCAACAUUUCACCAAGACAUAUUCUUAUCAUAUAUUUACUAGUGUUGUUUAGUGCGAUUACCAAAUUUUGUGACUUAGCCCGGUUAAAUAUCACGUGAUUUAUUCGUCAACCAGAGUAUGAUUUAUAAAAUCUUAGCACUGUGCAAAACCAAUGAUGUGUCGACCGGUGUGAGCAGUCUAGCG
Schistosoma mattheei is the source of this 616-nucleotide messenger RNA. The record is from the annotation of a GenBank genome assembly. NCBI's taxonomy places the organism in Eukaryota, Metazoa, Platyhelminthes, Trematoda, Strigeidida, Schistosomatidae.